CCGUGACGGCAGCGGCCGGGGAGGGCUCUGGGCAGGACGGGGACACGGAACCGGCCGGCAGCGGCCACCCCAUGGCAGGCGAGAAGGAAGUGCCGCCCAGGGCCACUCCUCCUCACCAUUUCCUCUCCGGGGCUGGUUUCUGUACGGAUGAGAGCGGCCACAGAGGAGCUGCCGGCCCGUCCGAGGCCGCAGGCUGCGCUCGGCGGGCGGAGGGAAGCGCCGGUGACCGGCGCCGAGGGGACACCGCGGAAAGAAGAUGAUGUGAAUGGGCUGUAAGAACCAGAAGACAUGGAGGAAGAGCUGCCCUGCUCUCAGGUGGAUGGAAAAAGUGUCCUCAGAGGGGUGGAGAUGCUCUGCAUGGAGAGCAAUCCCACAGGAGACACAUCUGGAGCAGUGGAGGAUGCAGGAGAGGUGCCCUGUGCUGAGAGCAGCACAAAAGAAGAGGCUCCUUGUGAGCCAGGAAUUGUCUUCACUGAGGACAGCGUGGAAGGAGAGACACAGGGCAGUUCCAGUGAUGGGGAAGGGGACAUUCCUGGCAGUGGCAGUGGCAGGGAAGGGGGGAUUCCUGGCAGUGGCAGUGGCAGGGAAGGGGGGAUUCCUGGCAGUGGCAGUGACAGGGAAGGGGAGAUUCCUGGCAGUGGCAGUGGCAGUGACAGGGAAGGGGAGGUUCCUGGCAGUGGCAGGGAAGGGGAGAUUCCUGUCACCGACAGCGAUGGGGAAGGGGAGAUUGCCGUCACUGAUAGUGACAGGGAAGGGGAAAUGCCCUGUGAUGCGAAAGAAGAGGCGUCUUGCUCGGAGAGUGAGGCAGAGGAAGUACCAGAUGCUGUGAUCCCUGCUGCUUCCAAGAAAAUCACUUCCAUUUCCUCUCCCCUGCGGGCCUUCGUCCGCCUGCGCCGGCGCUACUGGGGGCUGAAGAAAAGCCGUCUGCAUUUAGAGUUGCCUCGGGAAAAGUCUGCCGAGUUUGUCCACACCAGGCUGCUCCAAAGGCAGCUCUCCCUGAACAGAACUUCCCUGUACAGCCCUUCCAUGUCCUUCUUUAAUCAGUCUGGCUUUGAGAGCUCCCAGUACUUCACCUUUGACACGUCUGUGGAACAUUACUCCGUGAAAAAGUGCAGGCGGAAAAAAAGCCGGAGGAAAUCCAGGAUGGUUCUCUACCCAGAUAAAACAAAAAAAUACCUCCCAGCAGAGGAGAAGAGCAAGGCAAAGCGCUGCCUCCUCUUGCUCAUUGCCAUUAUCUUCUUCCAGAUUCUCAAUGCAAUAGAGAACCUGGAUGAUAACCUCCAAAAAUACGACCUGGAUGGUUUGGAGAAAACCAUGCACCGGGAAGUAUUUGGGCAGAAGGUUGCUGUGGAAGGUAUUGUGGAAUUGUUGAAAGACUAUCUGGCUACCCACAUCCACAACAAGCCUCUGGUGAUCUCUCUGAACGGCCCCACAGGGGUUGGGAAGAGCCACGUUGGCUGGGUGCUGGCCAAACACUUUCGCUCUGUCAUGGACAAUGACUUUGUGCUCCAGUACUUUGUGAUGCAUCACUGCCCCAGCGGGGUGGCUCCCCUCACCUGUGAAAUAGAUCUGUCCAAGAAGAUUUCUGACAUGGUUACCAGAGCUGAAAUAGAGGAAAAGACCCCACUGUUUAUUCUGGAUGAGGUUGAGCUCAUGUCCCCCGUCCUGCUGGACACUCUCAGCCGAUUCUUUGAACCCAAUCAAACCAACGAGUUCCUCAAUGCCAUCUACAUUUUAAUAAGCAACCUGGGAGGUGCUGAAAUCACAAAGUUCGUUAUCCAGAAUGCAUCCACUGAGCUCCUGCCUCAGCAACGGGGAGCUGAAGAGCUGCUGAGCAUCAUCCAGCCAGUCCUGGUCAGUGUGCACCCUCUGUGGAAGGCUGCAGACAUCAUCCCCUUCGUCCUUCUGGAGAAGUCGCAUGUCAUAAACUGCUUCCUGGAGCAGAUGAGGAGGGAGGGGCUCUAUCCUGACCAGAAGCACAUUGAAAAUUUGGCAAAUCAGCUCAGUUAUUACACUACAGGGGACAAGCAGUACUCCAGCAUGGGCUGCAAGCAGGUUGUGGCCAAGGUCAAUCUCCUGUAGGGAUUCACUGCAGAGACCAAGCCGUGCUCUCAUGAUUAUCAACCUUCUGUGCUCAUGAGGAGUGUGUUCAGGCUGUGCUCAAAGUGUCCUUUCUCAGCCCUGCACUGGCUCUGCCCUGGCCAGGCAGAGGGGUGGCAGCCUGGACUACCCUGUUCUCCUCAGAAAAGAGACUUCACUUUUUCUGAUGUUCUGUGGAACAGGAAGGGCAAGGAAGCUGGAGCCACCUCCCAAUAAGUGCAGGAUGCUUUGUUCCUCAUUCUCAUUUGGGAUUCUUGUCAUUAAGGAGUUUGGAGGUGUCAUCAAAAGCUGCAGGAUAUAAAUAGGAUGGAACAAUCCCUGGGUCACUGCCCCUGCAGAAUAUGUCACCUGAUGUGUCUCAUUCUCUCCAGGCUCACAGCUCUUUGCUUUCCCUGGUCCUGGCUGGUGUGUGCAGAGCAGGGGCAGGGCUGGACACCUGGCACUGGGACAGUUUGUGCUCCUGCCCCCGAGAUGUGCAGGCCUGCCUUCCCCAGCUCCUACGUGACCACAUCCUCAGGAGAACACUUUCUGGACCUGUUUCUGAGCUGUUGCUCUUCUGAUCUCAUCCCUGAGCUCACCUUUGGCACCUGCAGUGAGAUUUCUGCCCUGCAGGUGUGUUUGGGCUCGCCUCAGAGACUGCUCACCUGUGCCAGAUGGUGCAGAAAUAACUCUGGAUUGUUUCAGGUCUGGUGGUGACACCUCCUCCUCAGAGCUCUUCUGCUUUUUGCCUCUGGGGACACGUCACUGUGGGCAGUCAUUGUCUAGAUAGCCCAUAGCAGCAAUGGAUGGAUAUUAAGCAACACACACUGGAAAAGACAGUUUGGGCUGAUGGAGUGGGAAUCCUGGGCUUGUACCCAGUCCUGAGAGGCCAAGGAAAGGCUUUGCCAUUGAGCCGCAGGUGAGAUGCGGCCUGGGAGUAGCUUGGGAAGAGCACACAGCUAUGUUUUGAGCAAAACUGGGCAGGUAUUUAUGACAUUCUUUUCUCAGGUUGUGGUUUUGUACAAGAUUUCUACAGCUUGCUGUGAAUUCCCAGACAAGAAACCCUGUGGAUGUUUGCACUGGGGUUUUGAUUCACCUCUUUCUAAUUGUUGGUCUCCAAAGACUCUGUCACAUACUCCAGCUUCCAGAGCUAUUGUCAGGAAUAAACUCAGACUAUCCUGAA
Messenger RNA from Onychostruthus taczanowskii (white-rumped snowfinch), 3262 nucleotides. RefSeq names its product torsin family 4 member A (gene TOR4A). NCBI's taxonomy places the organism in Eukaryota, Metazoa, Chordata, Aves, Passeriformes, Passeridae. Gene Ontology annotation, molecular function: ATP binding; ATP hydrolysis activity. The coding region runs from base 289 to 2082 and encodes 597 amino acids. The transcript has 2 exons. The record is from RefSeq and is a predicted model, not a curated record. Gene Ontology annotation, cellular component: endoplasmic reticulum lumen; nuclear envelope.